AGAUACGUUAUCGAAAACAAAGUCGGUGUAUCGCAAUCUGUUUGUAUUCAGUUUUGUUUAUACGUGAAAACGAGCUAUUGUGAAUUUACAGUGUACCACGAUGUCUAAACGCACAGUUCUGAAUGAAGUAUACAAAGGACUUGUGGAGUCAAUGUGUAUACCAGCCGAGCUGCAUCAUAGGAACAGCAAGAGAUAUGCCAGUUUUGGCACAGUAGUACCCAUACAUUGCUGCACGCCUGAGGAGGUAAAAGAGCGUGUGAACAAUACACAUCAUUACUGCGACGUGUUCACUGAGGAACUUCUAGCGCCGCUAGGCGAGCUUGCAUUUGUCCGGCUCGAUGAAAACACGGCUGAAAAGGUAUUUAUCAACCGUAGUAAGCGUGUUCUGAUGGUAUCCAGUGAUGGUCGUUUGGCGCAAUGGCGUUGCGCGCCUACAUUCGAGUCCGCCAAUCACUAUAUUGCUGGCACACCGAUCGUCAACAAAGAGGGCGCCCUAGUAUCGGUUGUUACUGCUAAGAGAGGAAAUCAUUAUGCCGUUUCUAAUUUUGAAGGUGAAGGUGGUUAUUUCGAAACAUCUUUACCAUGGGAAAUAGUACAUCCGAUGCAGGGAGAAGUAAUUUAUGGCGAUCAAACGUUUUCUUCGCGAGACGAGUUAAGAAAACAUCUGACGAAUUUAUCACCAGCAGAAGUAACUUCCGAUCUGCCAGUGCGACCUGUGUUGUUGACGGGAGCGACUCCAAGAUUAACUUUAAUAACCCAUAACGGAAGACAGCUUGCCCAUUAUUAUCUUUAUGGAGUCCACGCUUCAGAUGUUCAAUACUUAUAAAGAUUUCCCUUGUGAUAACUGUUGCCAUUAUUUUUUAAGCCUGAUACAAU
Molecule: messenger RNA, 876 nt
Organism: Papilio machaon (common yellow swallowtail)
Lineage: Eukaryota; Metazoa; Arthropoda; Insecta; Lepidoptera; Papilionidae
Product: poxin
Exons: 5
Coding region: 101-826 (241 amino acids)
Molecular function (GO): nuclease activity
Source: RefSeq, a predicted model, not a curated record